AUGGUUCUGGAGGUAUUCGAUGCUAAGUCAGACGGAGUGGCCGCCUCGCCAUACCUUGUCGAUAGGACUGUUCAUCGGGACAUUCUUCUACCCUCCACACCACCUCAAUGGCAGUCCAUGGUGGUUGAAUCCACUUCAUCUACCUAUCGCCUGAGUAUGAGACUCGCCUGCACUCCACACCACUUUGGUUUGAAGUGUGCAAGGGAGUGUCAGCCCCAGGCCGGCCGAUAUACCUGCGAUCGGCAUGGCAAUCGAAUCUGUGAGAAGGGAUGGAGCGGAGAAAACUGUGAUCGACGUAAGUAUACUUUCACUGUACAGUAUUUUUGGCAAAAUCAAAUAAGAAUACAAUUUUGUAAAAGAUUUAGCUAG
This is a messenger RNA of Hydatigera taeniaeformis, 369 nucleotides long. The record is from the annotation of a GenBank genome assembly. Lineage: Eukaryota; Metazoa; Platyhelminthes; Cestoda; Cyclophyllidea; Taeniidae.